Xenopus laevis (African clawed frog) is the source of this 998-nucleotide messenger RNA. RefSeq names its product centromere protein R (gene itgb3bp.L). The coding region runs from base 303 to 746 and encodes 147 amino acids. The record is from RefSeq and is a predicted model, not a curated record. The transcript is spliced from 9 exons. NCBI's taxonomy places the organism in Eukaryota, Metazoa, Chordata, Amphibia, Anura, Pipidae.
GCCCCACACGGGUAACUUAUGAUUUGCGAUGCCUUUGCGCAAUGCGGUUACCUAGAAAUCCAGAGAGGAACAUCUUAUACAUGGUCCCUAGUACAAACAAUCGAGAAUGAAGGCCGGUUAUUUCAACAAUACAAAAAGGUCUCCAAGCUGCUUGCUUCUUCUGAAUCCUAGUAAAGGAGUAAUUUUUGGAAGGCUUCCUUGUCUUGGGACUGAGUGAAGGAUCUUUCUCUUCUAUGGCCCCUUUUUUAUUGAUGGCUUGAAUCAAUAUCCUGGAAUAAACUAGGUCUGCCAAUCUUAUAAUCAUGAGCAAAAGAGUAAGAAGAUCACUAAAGCUGGAGGCAAUUGGAAAAGAUAAACCUGCAGAGACUCCAUUAAAGAGACACCUCCAGGUUUAUCCAUUUUCCCCAACAACUGGAGCUUGCCCCUUACCCACCACUGUAAUUAAGGGAAACUAUGUUAGGCAAGAAGCAGAACAAGAUGCUGUGGCUGUACCAGAAAAAGCCAGCAGAGGGCAGCCUCUAACAGAUGGAAAUACAGAUGUCAUUGAGUUGUUUACAGAAAUGGAAAAGUCAUUGGGGGCCUUUUUGUCAAUGAGACAGAAACUGAAAACUCUUAAGACUUUGGAGGGCAGCAGAGAGCUUGAAAUUCUUUUUGGGUUCAGAGAGCCAUCCAGUGAUUUGAAGUCUGAAAUGCAGAGAGCGAAAUUUCUCAUUUCAGAAGCAAGAAAAAUGAAGAUGUCGCAAUAAACUCAAAAAAGAUGGAACGUUCCCCCCCCCCAUAUCGCACUUCCGGCUUCUAAUGGCGUUCUUAUGCUGAGGGGAUAUAAAUAUCCAGCUAUCCAGAUAUUACAAAUAUCCAGGUGCUUUGUAUGUGCUGAUGACAACAAAAUUGAAAAGAAAGACGGCAAUAAUUCUGACUGGUUUUCGCUGCAGAAGAUAUCGAUUAUUUGUGUGUGGUGAGAGAUUUGGAAAAUUCAAUUAAAGGAGUUGUGCAAAGGU